Molecule: messenger RNA, 2983 nt
Organism: Erinaceus europaeus (western European hedgehog)
Lineage: Eukaryota; Metazoa; Chordata; Mammalia; Eulipotyphla; Erinaceidae
Gene: SERPINB12
Product: serpin family B member 12
Exons: 8
Coding region: 140-1435 (431 amino acids)
Biological process (GO): negative regulation of endopeptidase activity
Molecular function (GO): serine-type endopeptidase inhibitor activity
Source: RefSeq, a predicted model, not a curated record
CCUGCCUUCAAACUGACACUUGGAACUGGGCCAGGUCCUGUGGGAGGGGCCUGUAUUCUCACUCAUAUAUUUUCAUCGCUGACAGCAUGUCAGUUGAAUUACCUGGUCAACUGUUCGCAGCAUCUCUGAAGGCAAACAGAUGGUCAUCUCUUUCACCAUGGAUUCCCUCGUCGCAGCCAAUAGCAAGUUCUGUUUUGAUCUCUUCCAAGAGAUAAGCAAAGACCACAGUGGUAGAAACAUCUUCUUCUGUCCUUUGAGCCUCUCGGCUGCCCUGGGCAUGGUCCGUCUGGGCGCCAGAAGCCGCAGCGCCACCCAGAUCGACCAGGCGCUUCACUUCAAUGAGUUCUCCCAUGAUGAGAGCAAAGAGUCUGACCCAUGUCUGAAAAACCAAAAGCAAAGAGCAGUGGCUAGCGGUUCUCCAGAAGGGCAGGAAGAAAGGCCUGUGUCUGCAGAUGAGCAGGACAGCUGUUCAGAAGACGAAAGCGGACUGCUCAGCUGCUAUUUUGGGAAGCUUCUCUGCAAACUGGACAGCACCAGAGCUGAUUACACUCUGAGUAUCGCCAACAGGCUGUAUGGAGAGCAAGAGUUCCCAGUCUGCCAGGAAUAUUCAGAUGCCGUGAUUCAGUUUUAUCACACGACAAUUCAAAGUGUAGAUUUCCGGAAAGACACUGAGACAUCCAGACAGAAGAUUAAUUUCUGGGUUGAGUCUCAGACCCAUGGUAAGAUCAAGGAACUCUUCGACAAAGACACAAUCACUGAUGACACGGUUCUGGUGCUGGUGAAUGCUGUCUACUUCAAAGCCAAGUGGGAAAAGUACUUUGACGCAGAGAAAACCGUGGAUGCCCCGUUCUCCCUCAGUGAGAAUGAAAACAAGACAGUGAAGAUGAUGAAUCAAAAGGGCGUCUUCAGAAUCGGGUUCAUUGAGGAGGUGAAAGCCCAGGUCUUGGAGAUGAGGUAUUCUGAGGGAGGGCUCAGCAUGUUCGUCCUGCUGCCUUCCGGCUCGGGAGACCACUUGAAGAACCUGGAAGAGCUUGAAAAGAGUAUCACCUAUGAAAAAAUAGUGGCCUGGAGCAGCUCAGAAAAGCUGUCAGAAGAAAGAGUAGCGGUCUCCUUUCCCCAGUUCACCCUGGAGGACAGCUACGACCUCAAUUCCAUCCUGCAGAACAUGGGUAUCACAGACAUCUUUGACGAAGCGAAGGCUGACCUAACUGGGAUUUCUCCAGAUUCUAAGCUGUUCCUAUCCAAAGUCAUCCACAAGACUUUUGUGGAGGUGGAUGAAAAUGGCUCUGAGGCAGGGGCAGCCAGUGGGGCUGUGGGCACGGUGAGGUCCAGUGCACCCUGGGAGAUUUUUAAUGUUGAUCAUCCUUUCCUCUUUUUCAUCAGACACAACAAGACCCAAACCAUCCUUUUCUAUGGUAGGCUCCUUUCUCCUUGAAAGUCUCAGACAGGGCGGCUGGCAGGAAAUGGCAAUUCCCCUGGGGUAUACAGCACUGGCUCUUGUGAAACUCCAUCCAACCAAAUUCUGUCUCAACCCCAGCUCUCUUUCCUCCAGCCUUUGGUCUCUGCUUGCUCUAUUUUUCCAACUCUGUAGCUGAUUUCCACCCAAGUCCAUUAAAAUCAAAAGGCUUUUGCUCCCUCCCUAAUUCUUCCCCACCCCAAGCUUUCAAGCAUAUAAAUCUGCUUCACUUGUGGUGACUCAGCUGCUGAGGGUGGAAGGUACUAGAUCCUCCUUUGGCCUAACCACUGUCCUUUUGGGGUGUUUUACUCAGUCCUCAAAUGGCUGCAGAAAGAAAACAGAGCAGAAAGACUGAGGCUGGGGAGACAACAGAGAAAAUCCAGGAGAGAGGUGGGUACCCCAAAUUUACACGAGCAGAGAUCUUGUGCUUCUAAGCUCAGGGGAAUGUAGGAGUGGGAGGAAACUGGGUAUAUACGUAUUGACACACCGGACAUCAGAUGACACAGGAAGCCACUGGAUCCUGCCUUUCCAUCCAGCCUCGCUAACCUGCAGCCAUGGCUCAGUCCCUAUUGUCCAUUGCCAUCACUCUUGUGUUUUAGAAUUGCUAUGUGUUUUUCUCCUUUUCACAUGUAACUGUGGUAGAAAGUUAGGCAGAAACUGUCACUGGUGCAGAAUAUAUCUUUCCUAUGUAACUGAAUUGUUGGCACUAGAUGUUUCUAAAUUUUUAAUGAAAGUUGCUACUGUUAUUUCCCCCGCAAAGCUUAACUAGGGCUUUGUGCCUCAGUGAUCUCAACAUUCUUGGCAGAAUCCUUUUUUUUUUUUUUUUUUCUUUUCUGAGAUGGAGGGUGAGGGACAGAAGGGAAGGGAAAGAGAAUGAGAAGGAGAGACACACUUCACUGCUCCAACCCCGUGGCUCUCCCCCUUUUGUCUGGUGCUCCUGUGUGAUGAUUGGGCACUCCAGUCGGAGUCCUUGUGAAUGACAAAGUGUGCGCCCUAUUGGAUGAACUAUCUUUAUCUCUUUCUAGGAAUUAAGCUUUAUUUUGUAUUUUUUUUUUUAAUUGCCAGUAGGGUUACAUAUCCAGCACUCCUGGUGUCCAUUCUUUGCUUUUUUUUUUUUCUUUCUAUUUUUUUUUUUGAUAAGACAGAGAGAAGUUGAAAAGGGAGGAGGAGUUAGGGAGAGGAAAGAUAGACACCUGCAGACUUGCUUCUCUGCUUGUGAAGUUUCCCCCUUGCAGAUGGGGACCAGGGGCUUGAAACUGAAUCCUUGUGCAUGGCAACAUAUGUGCUCACCUGGGCACUCCAUCUCCCUGCUCUCCCGCUUCCUUCUUUUUUGACUUGGGAUUACGUCAUUAGGAUACAUUCUCAAAGAACAGGAAUCGUCUAUUUCCCCACUGUCUCUAAUAAAAUGAAGAUAUUGGGCUCAGUACACAUUUGAGACCCCUGAGUUCACUCCAUCAUGCUUCAUUAAAAUAAAGACAAAUAAAAAUUUAAUCAACUAAAAUGAAUAAAGAGCUAUUUACAAAAAGU